AUGGACUCUACAAAGACCGGGAUUGUUGACAAAGUGAACGCAUUUGCCAACCACCGUCCGGAUUCUGAAUCUGGAUUGCAGAAACACACCGUAUCUGACAGAAUGGACCCCACGAGCGAGGAAACGAUUGCUGCUGCAAUCACGCAGUUGAACAGUCAUAAUGACCACGAUGCUCAUGUCACCACAGGCUUGGUGGCUGAAUCGCCAGACCACGACGCUGCUCUUGCAGAACAGCAUUUCAGAGACACAUAUGGGUUCGAUUUUCGGAAUUUCAGCGUAAAUCCUUGUCUGAGUCCGAACUUGGACUCAUCGGUCAGAAAUGACGGCGAUGUAGACCCUAAAACUGCAGCUCGUUUUGACAACUGGUUGCGUCUAUCACCGUUUGGAAUUUGGGUUACAAAAUACCCCACUUCCAAGCCUUACGCACAGUGCAAAUAUUCCCAGUGUCGCUUGCAGUUCAAGUUCGACGGUCAUGCAAAUACUUCUAAUAUCAUCAAACACAUGCGCAGGCGCCAUAAAGAAGAUUACGAGCUUUUCGUGUCACUGCUGGGACGUGAUCAGAAACAGAAAGGCACAACUUCAAGCCAUGGGAAUGCUUUUGAUCAACAAACUCAUAAUUCCUCUGCGCCCCGCAAGGCAUUCUCAUUACGCAAGGAACUUGCACCUUUGCUACAGAAUAAACAGUUUCCUCAAAAGCAACUGAAUGUUUUCAUCGAUUCGCUACUUCCGCUCAGUACCGCUAACUCUUUCGCUCAGUUUCUGAAAGCAUGCAAUUUCAGCAACGGCGAGUUUCUUCUGACCCCAGAUGAUAUGAUCUUGAAGCUUGACGAAUACUUCCAUGAAUUUGAAGCUCAGCUCAAAGAAACUCUACAAUCUAGCACGCUGGUGAAUCUUGUUCUCGACACAUGGACUUCACCUGAAAACAGAGUUUACCUCGCCUUAAUGGUUUCCUUUUGUCCCAACCUGGCGCUUGAGGAUCAAACAUUGAAAAGAGACUCCAUAACUUUAAAGUCAGGUCCUAACGUCCACGUCCUAGAUUUAUUGGAAAUCGGAAACGAGUCUACAAAUAUUCUGCCUAUCGUGCUUCAAACUCUUUCCGAUUAUGCGAUUCUUCACAAAAUCAGUAGCGUUACAUCGGAUUCUGGAUCAAACAUUUUGGUUGAUCUACAAGAUCAAUUAAGAAAAAGUCUGCAAGCGGAAGGCGAUAAAGAUUUGAUCGAGAUCAGGAGUUUCAGUCAUACUUUGGAAAAUGUCCUUGAGCUUUUGCUGCGUAUCUUCAGAGAAAACUACCCCAAACUUGUGGCCAAGAUUGAUGGUCUGUUUGUGGUUCUACAGAAAAAUGCUUAUUUGAAAAAACCAUUUCGAAAGUUCCUGAACGUUGCAACCCCAUCACGUUUAAAACCCGGACCAGUCUCACGGUACCGCUACUUACUGACAUUUUUGAAGUUUGAACAUGAGUUCAGUAGCUUCCGUUCUACUGGUGGACUUGAGAAAUUGAGUGGUUCAGCAGCGGAUGAAUUGAGAGUGUUCUCGUAUUCACCUGAAGAGAUUGCAGUUUUGAGAAUAUUCCUCAAGGCAAUAGGAAUUUUUGGUAAUUAUAUCAAGAUUUUGCAGGAUGACACUGUCGAUAUAUUGCCUAAUGCCAUCGACUACUACGUUCAAAUUGGACAAUACUUUCAAGCGUGUGACAGAAUUUUGAGCGGCAUCUAUGCGGAGCAAGAUGUUAUUUUUGUCGGGCUAAGAGAUGAAGAUCUUUUGACUAUUGACGAAAACACAAAGAACAAUCUUUUUACGAUUAUUUCAACGUGCAGCUCCUACUUUAAUCCGCAACUAGAGUGGACAUUGAAGCAGAGUGGAUACUGGGUCGCACAUAUUUUGCAGCCUCACAACAAGACCACCAAGCUGGCGGGAAGUUUUGAUGAUGUACGAUUCAAAGACGAGGUUUUGCAGAACGCUUCCGCUUACAUCGAUCACCACUUAAAAUCGCAAAGCGAUAAUUUUGUAGUUGAGCUGGAAGAGACAAGUGGUAACCGAGCCAUACGCUCGAAUCUCAAACGAGUUACAAAACCGGUAAGCACCAAAAGACGUUCUGAGUUAGACUUGGCUGACCAGGCUGCCGCGUUAGCAAAUUUUACGGAACACGAACUGGGUCUAGGAUCCGAGUGGGCUUUAUAUUUGGACGAGCCAACGGAGGAAACCACUGACGUUGUGAAGUACUGGGUUCGUAAUCAGAAAAAGUUUCCCAUGCUUGCCAAACUGGCACUGUCGUUGCACAACUGCAAACUUUCGAGCAGCAAAGUGGAGAAAUGGUUCAGGAUGGGACGCGAAGCGCUAAAUGCGUCGAUAUCGCAAGGAAGCAUGAGUUUGAAGCAGGCCGUUGUAUUACGAAACAGGCUUUUGAACUUUCAACCUGCACAUGUUCUAAACUUUGUAGAGUUCGUGGCAGCUGCACAGUGGGGAGCUGAUGAAAAUCGAACGCUGGGAGGUGCAGAUGAAGGCAGUAGUUAA
Molecule: messenger RNA, 2508 nt
Organism: Lachancea lanzarotensis
Lineage: Eukaryota; Fungi; Ascomycota; Saccharomycetes; Saccharomycetales; Saccharomycetaceae
Product: LALA0S02e04148g1_1
Exons: 1
Coding region: 1-2508 (835 amino acids)
Molecular function (GO): protein dimerization activity
Source: RefSeq, a predicted model, not a curated record